Molecule: messenger RNA, 2169 nt
Organism: Cucumis melo (muskmelon)
Lineage: Eukaryota; Viridiplantae; Streptophyta; Magnoliopsida; Cucurbitales; Cucurbitaceae
Product: glycine-rich cell wall structural protein 1.8-like
Exons: 1
Coding region: 21-1889 (622 amino acids)
Source: RefSeq, a predicted model, not a curated record
UCCACUUCAACCAUUCACAAAUGGCUUCUCAUGAGGUUUCUUCUUUUGUACUGUUUUUUCUUUUGUUAGGUAUUGGAGUUUCAUACGCAGCUAGAACUCUCCUAACUUAUAGUGAUGGAGGACAAGUGAAUAUACCUGCAUUUGCUUAUGGUGCAGGCAAUGGUGGAGGUGGUGGAAGUGGUGGUGGAUAUGGUCCACUUGGUGGUGGCGGUGGUGGAGGCUUUGGGGGUGGGGGUGGUGGUAGUUAUAGUUCUAUAGGACAAUAUGGUGUUGGAGGCUAUGGAAGUGGAGGUGGGGGUGGAAGUGGUGGUGGUGAAGGAUAUGGUCCUAGUGGUGGCUAUGGAGGAGGAGGAGGAGGUGGGAAUGGUGGUGGUUCUGCUUAUGGUCAUGGUGGUUCUGCUUAUGGAGUUGGUGGAGGAAGUGGCGGAGGAGGUGGUUAUGGUCCUGGUGGUGGUGGAUAUGGAGGGGGUGGUGGAAAUGGUGGUGGAGCGGGCUAUGGUCCUGUAGAAGGUAGUGGGUAUGGAGGUGUAGGGUAUGGUGGAGGUGGUGGUAGUGGAGGUGGUGUGGGGUAUGGCCCUGGAGGUGGAGGUGGAGGGUAUGGAGGAGGCAGUGGGAAUGGAGGUGGGGCUGGAUACGGUCCUGGAGGUGCAGGAUAUGGAGGAGGUGGUGGAAAUGGUGGUGGAGCAGGAUAUGGUCAUGAAGGUGCAGGUUAUGGAGGGGGUGGUGGAAACGGUGGUGGAGGAGGAUAUGGUCAAGAAGGUGCAGGUUAUGGAGGAGGUGGUGGAAAUGGCGGUGGAGGAGGAUAUGGCCAUGAAGGUGCAGGUUAUGGAGGGGGUGGUGGAAAUGGAGGUGGAGGAGGAUAUGGUCAUGAAAGUGGAGGAUAUGGAGGCAUUGGAGGAAAUGGCGGUGGUCAUGAAAGUGGAGGAUACAGAGGCAGUGGAGGAAAUGGCGGUGGUCAUGAAAGUGGAGGAUACGGAGGCAGUGGAGGAAAUGACGUUGGUCAUGAAAGUGGAGGAUAUGGAGGCGGUGGAGGAAAUGGUGGUGGUCAUGAAAGUGGGGGAUACGGAGGCAGUGGAGGAAAUGGCGGUGGUCAUGAAAGUGGAGGAUACGAAGGCAGUGGAGGAAAUGGCGGUGGUCAUGAAAGUGGAGGAUACGGAGGCAGUGGAGGAAAUGGCGGUGGUCAUGAAAGUGGAAGAUAUGGAGGCAGUGGAGGAAAUGGUGGUGGUCAUGAAAGUGGGGGAUACGGAGGCAGUGGAGGAAAUGGCGGUGGUCAUGAAAGUGGAGGAUACGGAGGUAGUGGAGGAAAUGGCGGUGGUCAUGAAAGUGGAGGAUACGGAGGCAAUGGAGGAAAUGGCGGUGGUCAUGAAAGUGGAGGAUACGGAGGUAGUGGAGGAAAUGGUGGUGGUCAUGAAAGUGGGGGAUACGGAGGCAGUGGAGGAAAUGAGGGAUACGGAGGUAGUGGAGGAAAUGGUGGUGGUCAUGAAAGUGGAGGAUAUGGAGGAAAUGGCGGUGGUCAUGAAAGUGGAGGAUAUGGAGGCAGUGGUGGUGGUGGUCAUGAAAGUGGAGGAUAUGGAAGCGGUGGUGGAAAUGGCGGUGGGGCAGGGUAUGGUGGAGAACAUGGAGCAGGCUAUGGUGGUGGUGGUGGAAAUGGUGGUGGUGGAGGAGCAGGAAGUGGCUCAGGAGGAGAAUAUGGCUCUGGUUAUGGAAGUGGAGCAGGUGGAGGACAUGGUGCAGGAGGAGGAAAUAAUGGUGGAGGAAGCGGAGGAGGUGGUGGAGGAGGAUCGGGAUAUGGUGGAGGCAGUGCACAUGGUGGACAUGAAGGUGGCAAUGGGUAUGGUGGAGGAGGUGGUAGCGGCCAAGGUGGUGGUCAUGGUGGAUAUGCACCUUGAAAUGGACCUUAUAAUUGUUACCUUAUAUAUAUUUAUAUUAUAUACAAUUAUAAAAGAAACAAAUAGGGAAAAUACAUACUAUCAUUUAUCCUUCUUUCCCUAAUGUAUUCAAAAUAUAUUUAUGUGUAUCAAAGAUUGGGCAAAGGGAUUAGUUAUAUAAAAUAUAUAGUAAGAAAAGUAUGUGAUGUCAAAAUGGGAACUCUUGCCAAAAGUUGUAACUUCCCCAACUCCAUAUUUUGUUGAAGUAAAAAAUUAAUGGGUCUCUCCUGUUUUUGACAAA